Molecule: messenger RNA, 781 nt
Organism: Spinacia oleracea (spinach)
Lineage: Eukaryota; Viridiplantae; Streptophyta; Magnoliopsida; Caryophyllales; Amaranthaceae
Product: RING-H2 finger protein ATL39-like
Exons: 1
Coding region: 179-757 (192 amino acids)
Source: RefSeq, a predicted model, not a curated record
ACCUGGUCUACCUCUGUUUGGCCAUAGAAAAGCCAAUGUUAAUGUCAAUGCCCUUCUCAAGCUUGAAUGUCCCAAAAUAUCACCAGAAACUAGAUCAAAAUUUAGAACAUUUCUCCAUUUGUUUAAAAUUGAAGUGUUUUCUUUUAUUCCAACGAACCAUACAUCCAUUGUUUACAAUAUGAUACUCUCAAUAAACCAUCACCCUAAUUCCUUAAUCCUUACCACCUUGUUUCUACAUUCUUCUAUCGUAAAUGGACAAUAUCUAAUCCCCAGUUUCCGCCCUAUAGGAAACCCAAUUUACAUGGGCAUAGCAUUGUCGGUCACCACCGUCAUUGUGGUUGUCAUCUUCGUGGUCCUCCACUUAUACUGCAAACCCCAACCACGGCCUCGAGUUGGGGUUGAAGAGGGGCUGACACCCCCCACCUGCAUCGGGCUUGAUCCCUCCGUGUUGGAGACCUUUCAACAAUUUAAGUACUCGGAGUUCUCGGGCCAAAGAGAUGAUACAGGCCCGCUGGAGUGCUCGGUUUGCCUGAGCCCUUUCGAGGCAGAUGAAAUGCUUCGUUUGCUCCCCAAGUGCAACCACAUGUUCCACGUUAGUUGCUUAGACCCUUGGCUUAAGGAUCACGCUACUUGUCCUCUUUGCCGGGUAUAUCUUGUGCCUGAAUCCGAUGCGUUGACUUUAGUUGUUUCGGGCCGGGUUGACGAGUCAGAAAGCGGGGCGGGAGGUCAUGCGAACGAGGUAGGAUAUCGGUCAUAAUCUCUUUGAGGUGAGGUCAGGGAG